CAGCAGCAGCACACUGGAAACACAGCUUCAACUGUACGGAUUAUAAUCUCUCUGCAGAGCUAAUAUGUCUCCUGACACCAGCCUGUUUAUUCUCAUCACUUUUUGGGCUUCAGUGCAGGAUGUUUGUCAACUUGGUUUGAGGUUUGGUACCUGUCACUGAGGCCCUCCUUGUCCUGGGCUAGGUUUGGGUCUCCCGCUGAUGCAACAGCUGGAUGCUGAGCUUGAUGACAGCAUCCCGACUCACAGGGUGAGGACGAAGCGCUGCGCCUGCAGCAGCCAGCUUGACUCAGAGUGCCACUACUUCUGCCACCUGGACAUCAUCUGGGUCAACACACCCAGUAAGACAACAGCUUAUGGUCUUGGAAACUCUCUGACACGGCGCAGGAGGUCCACUUGUCGCUGCACAUGUGCAAACCCAAGGGAUCAAACUUGCACCAACUUCUGCAGCUGCAGUGCUGGAGUUACUCCCCCAGAGAGAUCCAUAAAGAAACUUGACAUACUCAACAUCCUGAGGGCAACAGCCAUCAGGUCCAAGCAAGCUCUUUAUUUACCUGACUCAGACAAAUCAUCCGAGGCUCAGAGGGAGAACGAUCGCUAAACAACACAGCUUCAUGCAGCGAGAGCGAGAAAAGGCGAGCAGCGAGCACCUGAACAAAUGACACCUCUCUGAUCAAAGAGGGGGAAACAAAGGUCUGCUGAAAGAUCCGACUCAGAAAGGCAGACAAGCCGCACAAAUACGAGGGUGGUGGAAACGUGACGGGAUCUGCAAACAGAAAGAGAUGUAGACGGUAGGCACUGAGAGGAGACACUGUAGGACAGAUGUGCCUACUCAUGUUGGACUCUGAGUUGUUAAAGCUGGAGCAGCUGUGACUCAGUACAGACAGUACAGGCCAGCAUAGACAUAGAUGGAUGUUAGAAAGGAAAAGAAACAUGCAUACUGUACAGACAUGUGCAGGAAUGUCACUUAUACUAGGCAUGUUUUCACUAAUACCUAAAGAAAAAAUAUCUAUCUUGUCAUAAAAAUACUUGUUUUCCUCUUUUGUUGGAUAAACAAAUAAGUUAUUUCACAUUUUUUAUAUGUUGCUUGUAUUAUGAGUGAUCUAUGCUGAAAAAAUAUAUAUUUACAAUGCAAAGAAUAUUAUUUUUGUAACACUGCAUCACCUUUACUACCUGUUCAAGCUGUCUAAAAUUGUGAUACUUCAGCCUUUUUUGAUACCACUUGACCUAAAAUGAUUCAGUCUCCCCCUAUUUUAUUUACCAAUAUUACUGAUAGUACCAACACUUUAAAUAAACAUCUAUUAUAGAAUGGAUGGAUUUUGGAGAAUAAAAAGUCCAUCAAAAAUUGUAAAAAGUGAAAAAAAAAAAAAUCUUUAUUGGCUAUGUUUCAGUACUGAAACUCUGCCAGUACAUUUGGUAAAUUUAGGCAGUAUGAAUGGUUUUAUCUGCAAUUUUUUAAAUAUUCAAAACAGAAAAAUCACAAUUUUUGUGUUUUUGUUGCCAUGGUAUUAAAACUGUAAUGGAUAUUAUUUGAUCUUUACUAGUAACUUUCUAAAGUUUAAAAUUUGAUGUUGUGACAGCCAAACUUCAUAUGUCUCAAAAAUGUGGAUGCACAAAACAAAACAAAAAAAAAAGUGUUUUUUUUUUGUCUUUUCUAAUGUAUAUGCUAUUAUGUUUACUCACACUGUGUAAAUAAAGUUUUUAUGGAAAAGAAACAGCAGCUUAGUAGUAACUUGUCAGAAAAGCAGCCUGUGUGAUUCAACAGUGUGACAAGCAAACACAUCUCUGACUUGAAAAGGAGGCCUGAGAUGGAUGAAUGGUCCAGGAAUUUGAGGCUUGCAUCAAUAAUAAGUUUAUGGGCUAUUCAAAGGCAGCAAGGCCGCUGUUAUCAUAAGGAUUUGUGGAAAGAAUGCAGCGUUUUGUUACUCUGCUCAGGGGUGAGAGAGAGGUACAAAAUGCCCUGUCACCCCAUGUUCCUCUCUGCUUGUACUGAACAUACCGUCCAUGAACACCUGAAUAUGCAGGGAGGUACAAUCACAGACAACCAGCUCUCAUCUUAUAAAUAAACUGAUAGAGAAGGGACCUGUUUCUGCUGU
Molecule: messenger RNA, 2093 nt
Organism: Cheilinus undulatus (humphead wrasse)
Lineage: Eukaryota; Metazoa; Chordata; Actinopteri; Labriformes; Labridae
Product: endothelin-2
Exons: 5
Coding region: 200-598 (132 amino acids)
Biological process (GO): intracellular calcium ion homeostasis; vein smooth muscle contraction; regulation of vasoconstriction
Cellular component (GO): extracellular region
Molecular function (GO): endothelin B receptor binding; hormone activity
Source: RefSeq, a predicted model, not a curated record